Leptonychotes weddellii (Weddell seal) is the source of this 4895-nucleotide messenger RNA. NCBI's taxonomy places the organism in Eukaryota, Metazoa, Chordata, Mammalia, Carnivora, Phocidae. The record is from RefSeq and is a predicted model, not a curated record.
GGGUCAAGGUGUCGGGGUGCUAAGUGCGGCGUAAUGGUGUUAGGGGUAUAGUAUGAGAGUGAUAGAGGCGGAGUACAGAGGUGACGGGAAAGUUACAGAGCUCAGCUGGGCCAAGCGGUUAGUGACGGCAGGUGGGAGUGUAGCGGGAGUGAUGGGAGAGAGGCGAGGGGAGUAGCUAGGGACAGCUGUGGUGUUUGGGUGAUGGGGUGGCACGGUCCGUUGUCAUUGGAGGUGAGGGGUGCAGAGUAACUGGCUUGGGAGCAUGGAUUAGGAUAGGGGCAGCAUGAAACCUGCUGGCCUUAGGUGUGGAAGAGAGGGGGAAGGGAGCGUGAUCGAAGAGUGGGGCUAAGAACAGGGCUUGAGAAGUGAGCGAGGCGCUGCUUGCUUAGAACAGAGUGAUGGGCUGGAGUGUAUGUGGUGUGCUAGGCAGAGACGGAGGGACCCAAGAACCUGGACGGGAGUGCACUGAGGAGGACCUGAGGAGGGGCAGGACCAAAGGACUCUUCCCCCAUUGUCUGCUGGUCCCCCUUCUUCCCCACCCAGCAGAUGAGAGGCCCGGUGGUGUGGACGAAUGUGGAACCUCGCUCUGUUGCCGUGUUCCCCUGGCACUCCUUAGUCCCCUUUCUGGCCCCCAGCCAGCCCGACCCCUCUGUGCAGCCAAGUGAGGCCCAGCAACCUGCCAGCCACCCAGUGGCCUCCACCCAGAGCAAAGAACCUGCUGAGUCCGCGGCUGUCGCUCACGAGCAGCCACCAGGUGGGACAGGGAAUGCUGAUCCCGGGCGGCCCCCUGGAGCCACCUGCCCUGAGAGCCCAGGGCCUGGACCCCCCCACACUUUGGGGGUGGUGGAACCUGGAAAGGGUCCCCCUCCCACCACUGAGGAGGAGGCCCCUGGCCCUCCAGGAGAGCCCCGACUGGACAGCGAGACGGAGAGUGACCAUGAUGAUGCAUUCCUCUCCAUCAUGUCUCCUGAGAUCCAGUUGCCCCUGCCACCCGGGAAACGCCGGACCCAGUCCCUCAGUGCCCUGCCAAAGGAACGAGACUCCUCGUCGGAGAAGGAUGGACGCAGCCCCAACAAGCGGGAGAAGGACCAUAUCCGGCGGCCCAUGAACGCCUUCAUGAUCUUCAGCAAGCGGCACCGGGCCCUGGUCCACCAGCGCCACCCCAACCAGGACAACCGGACCGUCAGCAAGAUCCUGGGCGAGUGGUGGUAUGCCCUGGGGCCCAAGGAGAAGCAGAAGUACCAUGACCUGGCUUUCCAGGUGAAAGAGGCCCACUUUAAGGCCCACCCAGACUGGAAGUGGUGCAACAAGGACCGGAAGAAGUCCAGCUCAGAGGCCAAGCCCACGAGCCUGGGGCUGGCAGGCGGGCACAAGGAGACUCGGGAGCGGAGCAUGUCAGAGACAGGGACUGCCGCUGCCCCUGGAGUGUCCUCGGAGCUCCUGUCCGUCGCAGCCCAGACCCUCUUGAGCUCGGAUACCAAGGCUCCGGGGAGCGGCUCCUGUGGGACAGAGCGUCUGCAUGCAGUGGGGGGACCUGGCUCGGCCCGGCCCCGAGCCUUCUCCCACAGUGGGGUCCACAGCCUGGAUGGUGGGGAAGUAGAUAGCCAGGCACUACAGGAACUGACUCAGAUGGUGUCUGGCCCUGCAUCCUAUUCUGGUCCAAAGCCUUCCACCCAAUAUGGGGCUCCAGGCCCCUUCUCAGCCUCCAGUGAGGGAGGUGCCCUGGCGGCUAGUGGGCGACCCCCGCUGCUGCCCACCCGGGCCUCCCGUUCCCAGCGUGCAGCCAGUGAGGACAUGACCAGUGACGAGGAACGCAUGGUCAUCUGCGAGGAGGAGGGAGACGAUGAUGUCAUUGCUGACGACGGCUUCGGCGCCACUGACAUUGACCUCAAGUGCAAGGAGCGGGUGACUGACAGCGAGAGCGGAGAUAGCUCUGGGGAGGACCCAGAGGGCAGCAAGGGCUUUGGCCGGAAGGUGUUCUCGCCUGUGAUUCGUUCCUCUUUUACCCACUGCCGCCCACCGCUGGACCCUGAGCCCCCAGGGCCCCCGGAUCCACCACCUCCAGCCUUUGGCAAAGGCUACGGGCCCACCCCAUCCUCCUCCUCCUCGUCGUCCUCACCUGCCUCCUCCUCAGCCUCUGCCGCCACCUCCUUCCCCCUGGGCUCAGGGACCUUCAAGGCCCAGGAGUCAGGUCAGGGCAGCACGGCAGGCCCACUACGGCCCCCACCUCCUGGGCCUGGGGGUCCAGUGACACCUUCCAAGGCCACCCGGUUCCUCCCAACGGAUCCUGCCGCCUUCCGGCGCAAGAGACCUGAAAGUGUGGGAGGCCUGGAGCCACCGGGCCCCUCUGUCAUUGCGGCACCUCCUGGCGGGGGAGGAAGUGUCCUGCAGACGCUGGUCCUGCCCCCAAAUAAGGAGGAACGGGAAGGCGGCGGAACCCGCAUGCCCUCGGCCCCAGCCCCAUCACUGGCCUAUGGGGCCCCAGCAGCCCCCCUGUCCCGCCCAGCUGCUACCAUGGUCACCAACGUGGUGCGGCCUGUCAGUAGCACUCCUGUGCCCAUCGCCUCUAAGCCCUUCCCCACCGCUGGCCGGGCUGAGGCAUCUCCAAAUGACGCAGCAGGUGCCAGGACUGAGCCGGUCACAGGGUCCCGGGCGCCUGGGAGCUCCCCGCUGGGCGUAAGCUUAGUGUAUUCGGACAAGAAGUCGGCAGCAGCCACCUCGCCGGCCCCGCAUCUGGUGGCUGGGCCCCUCCUGGGCACUGUGGGGAAGGCCCCUGCCACAGUCACCAACCUGCUGGUGGGCACACCUGGUUAUGGGGCCCCGGCGCCCCCUGCUGUUCAGUUCAUAGCCCAGGGGGCCCCUGGCAGUGGGGCCGCUACAGGCUCAGGAGCAGGUGCUGGGAGUGGCCCCAAUGGGCCAGUGCCCCUGGGCAUCCUGCAGCCGGGUGCCUUGGGCAAGGCUGGGGGAAUCACCCAGGUGCAGUACAUCCUGCCCACGCUGCCCCAGCAGCUUCAGGUGGCACCUGCCCCAGCACCAGCCCCUGGGACCAAGGCAGCAGCUCCUGGUGGCCCCGCACCCACCACCAGCAUCCGUUUCACCCUCCCACCGGGCACCUCCACCAACGGCAAAGUUCUGGCGGCCACCGCACCCACUCCUGGCAUCCCCAUCCUGCAAUCCGUACCCUCCGCCCCGCCCCCCAAAGCCCAAUCGGUUUCUCCUGUGCAGGCCCCACCCCCGGGCGGCUCAGCCCAGCUGCUACCUGGGAAGGUCCUGGUGCCCCUGGCGGCCCCUAGCAUGUCGGUGCGGGGCGGAGGGGCUGGCCAGCCACUGCCCCUGGUGAGCCCGCCGUUCUCGGUACCUGUGCAGAAUGGGGCCCAGCCACCCAGCAAGAUCAUCCAGCUGACUCCGGUGCCCGUGAGCACACCCAGCGGCCUGGUGCCGCCCCUCAGCCCAGCCACGCUCUCCGGACCCACCUCGCAGCCUCAGAAGGUCCUGCUACCCUCCUCCACCAGAAUCACCUACGUGCAGUCGGCGGGUGGGCACGCGUUGCCCCUGGGCACCAGCCCUACGUCCAGCCAGGCUGGAACAGUCACCUCGUAUGGGCCCACGAGCUCGGUAGCCCUAGGCUUCACCUCACUGGGGCCCAGCGGACCCGCCUUUGUGCAGCCACUGCUUUCAGGCCAAGCCCCGCUGCUGGCUCCUGGCCAGGUGGGCGUGUCACCCGUGCCCAGUCCCCAGCUGCCGCCCACCUGCACGGCCCCCGGAGGUCCCGUCAUCACGGCGUUUUACCCUGGCAGCCCUGCACCCACUUCCUCAGCACCCCUGGCCCAGCCAUCCCAGGCGCCCCCAGGCCUGGUCUACACCGUGGCCACUAGCACCACCCCACCUGCUGCCACCAUCCUGCCCAAGGGCCCACCAGCUCCUGCCACUGCCACUCCGGCCCCCACCAGCCCUUUCCCUAAUGCCACAGGCUCCAUGACCUACAGCUUAGUGGCCCCCAAGGCCCAGCGGCCCACCCCCAAGGCCCCCCAGAAAGUGAAGGCGGCCAUCGCCAGCAUUCCCGUGGGUUCGUUUGAGGCAGGUGCCCCUGGGCGGUCAGGCCCUGCAGCCCGGCAGCCCUUGGAGCCUGGCCCGGCCCGGGAGCCCCCUACCCCCGAGUCUGAGCUUGAGGGGCAGCCUACGACACCGGCUCCUCCACCGCCCCCAGAGACCUGGGCUCCCACAGCCCGGAGCAGCCCCCCGCCGCCCCCACCUGCUGAGGAGCGAACAAGCACCAAGGGCCCUGAGGCCAUGGCCAGCAAAUUCCCCAGCUCAUCUUCAGACUGGCGAGUCCCUGGGCUGGGUCUGGAGAGCCGGGGGGAGCCUCCCACUCCUCCCAGCCCAGCACCAGCUCCAGCCCCGGCCCCUGGCGGCGGUGGCGGCAGCGAGGGCAGCAGCGGGAGGGCAGCUGGGGACACCCCUGAGCGCAAGGAGGCCGCUGGUACCGGCAAGAAGGUGAAGGUGCGGCCCCCGCCCCUGAAGAAGACCUUUGACUCUGUGGACAACAGGGUCCUGUCGGAGGUGGACUUCGAAGAGCGCUUUGCCGAGCUGCCCGAGUUCCGGCCUGAGGAGGUGCUGCCCUCGCCGACCCUGCAGUCUCUGGCCACCUCGCCCCGGGCCAUCCUGGGCUCCUACCGCAAGAAGAGGAAGAACUCCACCGACCUGGACUCAGCCCCCGAGGACCCCACCUCGCCCAAGCGCAAGAUGAGGAGACGCUCCAGUUGCAGCUCCGAGCCCAACACCCCUAAGAGUGCCAAGUGCGAGGGGGAUAUCUUCACCUUUGACCGCACAGGUGCCGGCGCCGAGGCAGGCGGAGCUGUGGGGACCCGGGAGCGGGGUUACAGAUGAGAGGUGGG